GCAAGAAAAACAAGAUGACUUGAGGUCGGAGGUUUGCUGCGCGAUACCUUGCAGUGUAGCACCCGUGACCCGCGUUCACUGAUCCACCCUGCCCUAGGAAGCACACCCGAGACUGAGGAAUGUUGCGUCCCCUGAAUGUCUUGGCAUCUUCAGCCUAUAGGAACUGUGCCAAGAAUGCCUGUCUUAAUUCUGCACUGGGCACCAUUCAUUUGAGACAGAUUCAGACAUCACUUGUUUCCUCUGCUCCGAGACUUGUCACAUAUGUUGGACACCUGACAUAUGGGCAUACUGCAACAGCCCUUAAUAGAGUGGCCACAUUGGUUCCCAGUGUCCUGAAGCCGCCAGUCAGAGCUCUAACAUACUGCAGCACACGGAAAGGCAAGAGAAAGACGGUAAAAUCGGUUGUGCAUCGCUUCCUCCGACUUCAUUCUGGCCUCUGGCUAAGGAGAAGGGCUGGCUAUAAGAAAAAAUUAUGGAAAAAGUCAACUGCAAGAAAGAAGCGCUUGAGGGAAUUUGUGUUCUGCAGCAAGACCCAGAGUAAACUCCUAGAUAAAAUGACGACAUCUUUCUGGAAGAGGCGCAACUGGUACGCUGAUGAUCCUUACCAGAUGUACCACGACCGAACAAACCUGCGAGUAUAGCUCAGAGCUGUCAUAGUUUCCAGCUGUGGAAUGUGGAUCUUUGUGUACAUGAUGCCCUUGCAGAUGUGAGUAUGCGUUAGACUGUAAGCCGUACCAGCCAAAAGGGAAGCUUCGAUUACCACUGUUGCACAUUAAACAUUCCCUGAGUUGGCAUAGAACUAAAAGUUAAA
Apodemus sylvaticus (European woodmouse) is the source of this 811-nucleotide messenger RNA. It is a transcript of the gene Mrpl35, whose product is annotated as mitochondrial ribosomal protein L35. Gene Ontology annotation, biological process: translation. The coding region runs from base 120 to 641 and encodes 173 amino acids. Gene Ontology annotation, molecular function: structural constituent of ribosome. The record is from RefSeq and is a predicted model, not a curated record. NCBI's taxonomy places the organism in Eukaryota, Metazoa, Chordata, Mammalia, Rodentia, Muridae. Gene Ontology annotation, cellular component: ribosome; mitochondrion. The transcript has 4 exons.